CCUCUCCUCUCUCCGAGCUCGUAUGUUGUGAUUUUCUCACCUUUUAUCCUUUAUCUUUGAGAAGAUGAGGAAGCCUGUAAAAGAAACAUCUUCUUCUGAUGAAACUGAAGAACUGAAUGUUCAACAGCCGGAACAGCCUGAAAGUUUCGGAUCCAAAAGAGUUCAUAAAUCUGAGCAAAUUGGAAGUGGAAAAGAGAUGGUAGAUGUUCGAGGGGAGACCUAAGUUAUGGCUUCUUCUUACCACCAACCAAAGGGAGGAGGUCAGAAGAUUCAGCUGGGAGAACAUAUGAGGAAACUGAGAGUUCAAUUUGACGAUCUAAAGAAUACAAAGGAAGAGUUGGUACAGGAGAACGAGAGUUUUAAAUCUGAGAUUACUGCUCUGGAGCAGAAGAUAGAGAGACUAAGAAAGUUAAAGGUAACAUCUCUAUCUUCAUCUCUUUUUCUCUUCUAUUUAUGGAUAGUAGCAAAUUGUGUUCUUUCUCUAGAUUUUUUAAAUGAUUCUUCAAAAUGAUGAAUGAAAUGCCAUCAGCUGCUUUAUAAUUUUUUAGGCUCUAUUUAGUAUGAUUGUAGUUUUUGGUUUUUAUAAAUUUUGCAAUCCUAA
Molecule: messenger RNA, 601 nt
Organism: Rubroshorea leprosula
Lineage: Eukaryota; Viridiplantae; Streptophyta; Magnoliopsida; Malvales; Dipterocarpaceae
Source: the annotation of a GenBank genome assembly